This is a messenger RNA of Myotis brandtii (Brandt's bat), 3236 nucleotides long. RefSeq names its product potassium channel, inwardly rectifying subfamily J, member 2 (gene KCNJ2). The transcript has 2 exons. Gene Ontology annotation, cellular component: plasma membrane. The record is from RefSeq and is a predicted model, not a curated record. Gene Ontology annotation, biological process: potassium ion import across plasma membrane; regulation of monoatomic ion transmembrane transport. Gene Ontology annotation, molecular function: inward rectifier potassium channel activity. Bases 417 to 1700 code for a protein of 427 amino acids. Lineage: Eukaryota; Metazoa; Chordata; Mammalia; Chiroptera; Vespertilionidae.
GCCCAGGAUAUUGCAGAGCGCACUGGAGCCCUGGCCAGCGCGCCGCCUGCCCCGCGCCGCCCGCAAGCUGGGUCUUGGGAAUUCGGCUUCGCUUUGGCGCCUUCGCUCUUACAAACCACUGGAUCUUACAUGCCUCUGGGCCCCCCCUGCUUCCACUCCAUGUCCCCAUGCUCCUGCGCCAGCAACAGGACCUGCUCUCUGGAUGUCAGCUGAGUUACUAAGGUAACUCUGCAUGUCAGUAGACAGACCUUGGUAGGACCUCAAGGCUCCUGGAGACCCCCCAUCUCUCCUUAUUUAUUUAUUUAUUUUUUUUGGUGUGUGUCCUCACUGAGCAUUCAAAACUGUUUCUCCAAAGGUUUUUGCAAAAACUCAGACUGUUUUCCAAAGCAGAAGCACUGGAGUCCACAGCAGAAGCGAUGGGCAGUGUGCGGACCAACCGCUACAGCAUUGUGUCUUCGGAAGAAGACGGCAUGAAGCUGGCCACCAUGGCGGUUGCAAAUGGCUUUGGGAACGGGAAGAGCAAAGUCCACACCCGGCAGCAGUGCAGGAGCCGCUUCGUGAAGAAGGACGGGCACUGUAACGUUCAGUUCAUCAACGUGGGGGAGAAGGGACAACGGUACCUCGCGGACAUCUUCACCACGUGCGUGGACAUCCGCUGGCGGUGGAUGCUGGUUAUCUUCUGCCUGGCCUUCGUGCUCUCGUGGCUGUUUUUUGGCUGCGUGUUUUGGUUGAUAGCUCUGCUCCAUGGGGAUCUGGAUGCAACGAAGGAGAGCAAAGCUUGUGUGUCGGAGGUCAAGAGUUUCACGGCCGCCUUCCUCUUCUCCAUUGAGACCCAGACCACCAUAGGCUAUGGUUUCCGGUGCGUCACCGACGAAUGCCCGAUCGCUGUGUUCAUGGUGGUAUUCCAGUCCAUCGUGGGCUGCAUCAUCGAUGCCUUUAUCAUUGGCGCAGUCAUGGCCAAGAUGGCCAAACCCAAGAAGAGAAACGAGACUCUUGUCUUCAGUCACAAUGCCGUGAUCGCCAUGAGAGACGGCAAGCUGUGUCUGAUGUGGCGAGUGGGCAAUCUUCGGAAAAGCCACCUGGUGGAGGCUCACGUUCGAGCCCAGCUCCUCAAAUCCAGAAUUACUUCCGAAGGGGAGUACAUCCCCCUGGAUCAAAUAGAUAUCAACGUUGGGUUUGACAGUGGAAUUGACCGUAUAUUCCUGGUGUCCCCGAUCACCAUAGUCCAUGAAAUUGACGAAGACAGCCCUUUCUAUGACUUGAGUAAGCAGGACAUUGACAAUGCAGACUUUGAAAUUGUCGUGAUCCUGGAAGGCAUGGUGGAGGCCACGGCCAUGACCACCCAGUGCCGGAGCUCGUACCUGGCCAACGAAAUCCUCUGGGGCCACCGCUAUGAGCCUGUCCUCUUUGAGGAAAAACAUUACUACAAAGUGGACUAUUCAAGGUUCCACAAGACUUACGAAGUACCCAACACGCCCCUUUGCAGCGCCAGAGACUUAGCAGAAAAGAAAUAUAUCCUCUCCAAUGCAAAUUCAUUUUGCUAUGAAAAUGAAGUUGCCCUCACGAGCAAAGAGGAAGAUGACAGUGACAAUGGCGUUCCGGAAAGCACAAGUACGGACACGCCCCCUGACCUAGACCUUCACAACCAGGCAAGCGUACCUCUAGAGCCCAGGCCCUUACGGCGAGAAUCAGAGAUAUGACUGACCGAUUCCUUCUCCGGAAUAGUUAUGUUCAAACACAGUCUGUUGGUCAAAGGCCCCAAACAGUGAUUCAGACGACGGUACUGGCGAAGAGGUGGGUCAAGGCAAGUGGCCACCAGGGACUGAGGCUAGCCUGAUGGUUCCAGAGGCAGACUCUCAGCUCAGAGAUGGACGGAACGCACUCAACACGCCUCCCCAUGACCCGACGGCACAUGGACAUGUUGUAGAAUAAGUUAUGGGGUGUUUCUGUUUUGUGUUUUUAUAAGACUUGAACUUGCAGGCAAGCCUUGGUUGGGUAUUUGACUUAUCCAGAAUGCGUCUCUUUAGGGAACAAGAAUGUUUUUAAUGGCAUAACAAAGGCAAGACUCUCUGCCUUAAUCUCGAAAAGCUGCUAACUACAUGAACACAAAUUGUAUUUUUGUUGCAGUGUAGUUUUUCUAUAGUGUAAUUUAAAAGUCAGUAUUGAACUUGGUUGAAAGCUCAUGAUAUGCGCUUCAAAGUGCCAAAACAAGAGCCUGAUUUUUUGAGGCCAGUAAUUUGUUUGCUAGAAUUGAUUUUUUUUUUCUCUCUCUCUCUCUCCUCUGGUUACAUAAGGGCAUUAUGUAACGCUAGCCAAAUGGUAGCCUCCGGGUUGGUAUUUUAUUUUUUUUCUUCAUGAUGUUAAUGGGUUAUCUCAAAUUUUAAGUCGGACUACCUAAAAUGAAUACCAAAGAUAAUGCACAUUUUUGCACAGUGGAGCUUAUACUAAAAAGGAAGGAAAGCUCCAGAGCUGCCUUGAAAUCAACAGACAAUGACUUUGAACCUCAGCGAGACCUUGAACUGCCCUCUAGAAAAAUAGGACAUCAUACACAUAGAGUCUAGGGAGUGUAGUACUUUUAAAAUGUUGUUCUUUCGUGUGGGUUUUUUAUUAAAGGAAGAAGAAGAAAGGGAAAGGGAAGUUCUCACACAGACACACACACUAAACAUCUUUUCUCUCCUGUGAGGUAGUGCUGGCCAAGCUAAUGCGUAAGGUGAGAGAUGGUGCCAUGCUCUGAGGUUGCUCCAGGUUUCCCCUGUUUGCACAUUCCAAGAUUGAUUCCAUAAAAUAAGACCUUGGUUGAAUGUAGUAGGCAUUCUCAAAACUGAGCCGCCCAACAUGGAAGGCAAAUUAAAUUAAACCCUUGCGGUUGAAUUCCCCUCCCCGACUCCCAGGAAGGUGCCAGAUGGACUUUGCCCCACCAGCAGCCUCCUGCAUGGUCCCUCCUGACCAGUCUGUGUGGAGUGAGUCCCGCAGCAUCUGAGAGGGCUGCGAAGGCCGAGGCCAAGGUGUGGAUGAGCCUCUGCGGAUGUAGCACAUCAGCUCAAGUAUCCAAGAGGGAGAGGAACAUGGCUUUAUAUUAACGAUAGAGGGUAGGGAUGAAAAUGUCUCAGUAUUUUAGGGCCACCAAGAGCCAUACAAAAUAGAACACGGUCACGAGUAAGGGAGAUAAUGGUCUAAAGCAGUGGUUCUCAACCUUCUGGCCCUUUAAAUACAGUUCCUCAUGUUGUGACCCAACC